AGGAGAAGAUUUCCCCGUUCGGCCCGGUCCCACCGGCGACCGGCGCGCCACAACUCCACAAAAAUGCUUCACGCCGAUAGCCCUUGUAUCCAGCAUCUGCAAGCGAACAUCAUGGUGUCUGGUUGAUCGUUUUCAGCUGGUGUUUCGAAGGCCGGAUCUUUCCACGUGGGAACAGCCGUCCCAUCGCAUAUCGACAAUUGGGACAGAGUCUACAUGAACGUUGCACACGCUUAUGGAAGGUGUGGGCGAGAUUACUCGAUGGAGUGCUCGGUUUCUUGAACGUAGAAUCUGCGGCUCAUGGUGGCUGUCCGGGUGUCAAAGGUAGUGCAACAGACCCUGAAAGCUAUGGCCCAUAAACUUUUAGGCGGUGACCUCGCAGCAAGUGAACAAGACAUAACUUUGUCUUCGCCCACUCUCUGCACUAAACAUCUCACCACGCUCUUCUCUUAGACUUCCCCUUCCAAGUUUCUUCCUCGCAAAACAAUUCUUCGGUACAAUGGUUGAGCUCUGUAGACUCAAGGUUGCUUGCUCCGGCCUCGGUCGCAUGGGCGCGCGUCACGCCCUUCACUUCCUGCAUCGCACACCCAAGGCCGAGCUUGUUGCAGCUUUCACACCAGACUCCAAGGAGGCAGCGUGGGCAAGAGAGCACCUUGAGCCAUUCGGCGUCAAGAUCUACAGCAACUAUGACCAGAUGCUGAAGCACGAGGGUCUUCAGGCAGUUGUCGUUGCAACCGUUACCACAGCGCACGUUGAGCAGUCUAUCAAGGCCAUACAGUCCGGUAAACACGUUUUGUGCGAGAAGCCUUUCAGCACAAAGCUCUCCGCUUGCGAGGACCUCCUCAAGACCGCCGCUGCCCAUCCCAACGUUAAGGUCAUGUGUGGCUUCUCCCGCCGUUUCGACGCCUCAUACCGCAAUGCAUACGCUCUUGUCAAAUCGGGCGAUGUGGGACGACCUUCGAUCCUCCGAUCCCAGACCUGCGACAAGUACGAUCCCUCGGGCUUCUUCGUCGAAUACGCGAAGUUCUCUGGCGGUAUCUUUGUCGAUUGCAACAUACACGACAUCGAUCUCGCAUUGUGGUACUUUAGUGCCGACUCUGACGGCAAAACCCUGCCCAAGGUCAAAUCCGUUGUUGCCUUUGGUAUCACAGCUCUCGAGCCUGAUCUCGCCAAAUAUGGAGAUGUGGACAACGGAGUAGGCAUCGUUGAGUUCUACGAUGGCCAGAUUGCAUACUUCUACAGUUCGCGCAUGAACGCACCAGGCCAACACGACAUGACCGAGAUCAUCGGUACAAAGGGCAAGCUCGCUGUCAACUCCAACCCCAUGACGGACCUUAUGGAGGCACACCUGCCCAACGGCGUCCAGCGCGCUAUCCCCCAAAACUACUACGAGCGCUUCGAACAGGCUUUCGUCACCGAGGCCAACGAAUUCACAGACAUCGUUCUCAACAAUAAGGACACCCCCGUCAGCCUUGAGAGCUCGUACCAAGCCGUCAGGAUUGGCGUUGCGCUGCAGGAGAGUCUAAGGAGCGAGAAGAAGAUUUGGUUCGACCGUAAUGGCAACCAGACAGGCAAGCCACAGACGAAGUCCAAUCUGUAGAUUCUAAAAGCUCUUUUCAUUAUUGCGUAGCGUGUCAUGAACCAUGGGAUCAUAUCAGCUAGAGUCAUCGAUGCCUGAAUCAGAUCCGUUGAUCGGGUUCAAGGACUACGGGCACUUAGACUUCCUAAUGCACACCAUUUUUCAACGUUUUUUCUUAU
Molecule: messenger RNA, 1755 nt
Organism: Boeremia exigua
Lineage: Eukaryota; Fungi; Ascomycota; Dothideomycetes; Pleosporales; Didymellaceae
Exons: 2
Coding region: 497-1597 (366 amino acids)
Biological process (GO): NADPH regeneration
Cellular component (GO): cytoplasm
Molecular function (GO): nucleotide binding; oxidoreductase activity
Source: RefSeq, a predicted model, not a curated record